Molecule: messenger RNA, 3286 nt
Organism: Exaiptasia diaphana
Lineage: Eukaryota; Metazoa; Cnidaria; Anthozoa; Actiniaria; Aiptasiidae
Product: probable ATP-dependent RNA helicase DHX58
Cellular component (GO): cytoplasm
Molecular function (GO): nucleic acid binding; ATP binding
Source: RefSeq, a predicted model, not a curated record
UGUCAUCGACCAUAAAGAGCAAGGACAUCGYUUUGAACGUUACCGUUACGAGAGUUUACAAUUCAAAGAGCCAGUAAACUUCUUUUAUAAAAUCGCAAGCGUGAAUACACGAACAAUUUCCAGUUUAUAAAAGUAAAGUUUCAAUUGAAAAGUUGAAAUAAAAGAUGCCAACGCUAAUCAGUGCCAAGCGAAAAAAACUUCUUACGGAGAGAUUGCCACACUUCAAAGACGAAAUAAAUAGAGAUGUCUUCCUUCAACUCCUUGAAGCGUUAAAUUGUCUUACUUUGGAGGACAAACAAGAAAUUAACUGUGAGCUGACCAAUCGUGGAUCUAUAAAAGCUACGGUGCUUUUAGUAGAUCGUCUGAGACGAAGAGAUAAGGGGUUCGAGCAGUUCGUGGUUGCACUUCGCGAUAAAGGCCUGAAUCAUGUGGCAUUGCUUCUUGAUCCCAAUGAAUCCGUUGAUCCAAGUGAAGCAGAUGCAUCAGUGGUGAUCGAAAAUCCUGAGAAAUUCCAAACCAUUGGGACUGCUGUAGAUGUUGAGGUGAAUAUGCAGAUCAAGCUCGAUAAUGAGAGAAAGGUGGACUUUGAGAAGGCAGUGGCCAAGGAAUACGAGGAGUCUUCAAAAGAAAACUCGUGUCGAAUAAGAAAGGAGUUCAAAAAGCGAGAAAUGCCACAAGGGAUUGAAUUUGUUCGAACCAAACCUAAUGGAAAACAAAAAGCCAAAGACGAGAAGAAAGAGAAUGACUCAAACGAUGAAAAUACCAUAAAUGAAUCAGCUUCUAACGAAGACCACAACAAUGAUGAAAUAAGCUGGGACGAUUCUUGCAGAGUCUAUUUCCGUGUUACAAGUGCUGAGGUGGCGAGGAAAUUCUGGGAAAUGUACGAAAGCGAAGAGCUUGAAGCRAAACUUCGUKRUGUCUUAGUGGAAAGUACCGUGCUUCGUUUGAGCAUGCUUGAUGGAGAUGGCGAGUUGAAGUUGAGCUUGAAAAUAUUUGAGAGCAAAUAUCAAAAAGCGCUGGAAUUUCUUGAAGAUAAAGAGUCUGAGCAAGAUGUAGAAAGAUCUGGUGAGUUGCUGAGAAGAGGCCCAGGCAACGAGUCACCUGACCUGGACGAAAUAAAUAUCAAGAUUCCAGAAGUUUUGCUUGAAAGCCACACAAGCAACGAGCAGAAAAAGGACUUAGAGCUUCGUGAAUAUCAGAAAGAGCUAGCACGUCCAGCCAUCGAUGGAAGGAAUGCCAUCAUCUGUGCUCCAACUAAUAGUGGAAAGACCUUUGUAGCUAUGKCGAUAGCUAAGCACCAUCUUGAAGGGUUUUCAAAGAAAGAUGAUGGUGAAGAAUUGGCCGUUGCCACAAACASCACAAAUAAUGGAAAGCCAAAAGUAAUUUUCAUCGUCAGUACCCAGAACCUGGUGCUACAGCAGAGGAGCCGCUUUGAAGAAUACCUCACAAACUACAGCAUUUCCGACAUAUCGGGCAGUAACUCCACAGAAAUCCCCCUUGAUUUCCUCCUCAAAACCCAUGACGUCAUUGUAUUGACUGCUCAGAUACUGUUGAAUGCCCUGCAGAAAGGCUCAGUCAAGAUWUCCCAGAUWACUUUGCUGGUGUUUGACGAGUGUCAUCACACAAACAAGGAUCAUAAUUACAACAAGAUCAUGCAAAACUAUAUGGCGUUAAAGUAUCAGAGCGAUCCGAACAUAAAGCUACCACAGAUCAUUGGUCUGACUGCAUCUCUUGGAGCAGGGARAUCAAACGAGACUGAAAAGGCCAAAAACCACAUCUUACAGAUAUGUGCCAACAUGAACGCAUCAUGCAUCAGCACCGUGCGAGARAAUCUGGACGAACUGGAGAAGAACGUAACCGGAGGUGUGCCAAGACGCAAACUGGAAAAGGUUGACCAGCAACCCAACGUUUUUGAAAAAGUCAUUGUUCAGGUGAUGGAAAAGAUUGAAAUCGCUGCACAAACGGUGUCCCCGACAUCAAGUAUACCGCCUGCUGACAGAGUUGGUCAGCAGUAUCGCCAAUGGGUGGAAGGCCUUGAAAAAGAAGCGAUAAGCAAGGCAUUACGUGAUCUGUCUACGUAUGCAAAACAUCUUAGAAGAUACCAUAUAGCUCUACUAAUCAACGACACAGUCCGUACGAAAGACGCCAUUCAUUAUCUUCAAGAAUUCUUYGACAACCUUGACCAAGACAAGUUCCUAUCAUCGGACAAAAAGCUACAGGAACUGUUCGAGAAAGCUACAAAUGGCAUCAAAUCCCGCAUAGAAAAAACUGAACCAAAGAAUCCAAAACUGGAAAAGUUGAAAGAGUUGAUCUUGAAUUUUCACGAAGAAGACAAAGUCAAAGAUCGAAARGGCGAGACUAAAGGUAUCUUGUUCACAAAGACCAGAGAUUCCACGAAAGGUUUGAUGGGAUGGAUACAAGAAACAGACGAACUCAAGUCAAUUUUGAGACCUAAAGUUUUAGUCGGUGCUGGAGAUGGAGAAGUCGGCAUGACUCAAGGCGAGCAAGAAGCCAUCAUUGAAGAGUUCAAAAAGGGAGAAGUCAACAUUCUUAUCGCAACAACUGUAGCAGAGGAGGGACUAGACAUCGGAGAUUGCAACUUUGUGAUAAGGUACAACAUGGCGGGAAACGAGAUAUCAAGUGUUCAGUCACGUGGUAGGAUCAGAGCUGACGAAGGUAAUUACGUGUACGUUGGAGACAGUAGGACAAAGGGAGUUAACCGAGAAAGGCUUAAUCAAUACCGAGAGAUCUUGAUGACGAUGGCUGUGGAGCAAAUACAGCAGAUUCCACCUGAUGAAUACAUGUCAAAGAUUAAAGAAAUACAACAAAGGGACCUCAGAAAAUUUCAAAUGAAGAACUUCUUAACUCAGUCCAAGAAGAUCAAAUGCAAACAAGCGAUCGAUAAUGUCGUUUUCUUCUGUCGACGAUGUAACAAAAAAGCAUGUCAUCUGAAUGAGUUCAGAAGAAUGAAAGACAACUACUACGUGAUWCUGGAAAAGGAAUUCAAACACAGAAUCAAUAUCAAGCCAAAGAAGAAGUCCAAGAAGAUUGACGACGUCUUGAUGGAUUCUCAGGUCCAUUGUAAAGAGUGCGAUGAAGACUGGGGUGUGACAGUCAAAAUAGAUGGUCUUACAUGGCCCUGCUUGAAGAUAAGAAGCUUUGCUGUACAGCUUCCUGAUAAGAAGCGCACAACAUACAAGAAAUGGAGUGAUUUCCAUUACGAGAUCCCGGAGGCCACGAUUGCGGAGAUUAUUGAAAUGGAUGACACGCUGGAUGGUGAUGACUU